Molecule: messenger RNA, 1470 nt
Organism: Aedes albopictus (Asian tiger mosquito)
Lineage: Eukaryota; Metazoa; Arthropoda; Insecta; Diptera; Culicidae
Gene: Cpr51A
Exons: 1
Coding region: 417-950 (177 amino acids)
Source: RefSeq, a predicted model, not a curated record
UUAUCUGGCGGAGUUUAUCGAACUUUCGCGGUUAUUAGUACCUAUGCUGAACUUAAGACGGAGCAAGAUCAUUGCCACUGAACGGCGCCUGAGCGAAGAAGAAAGUGAAACUUGUUCUUCCAUACUUCUAGACGUGUGUUGUACUAACCGUUUAUAUGAACGACGGAGUGCCAACGGCACUUACCGAUGAUGGGCCUCUUCGAUGCAAGGCAGAAGCGGUAAAUAAUUUCAGAUGGGUACAGCAACUUGUUAAAAGGCGACAAGAGGAGCAACCUAGUAGCGCUCCUUUAUACGCGGCGGGCCGGUUAUGUGUGGCGUGAAGUCUUCGUCUAUGACCUUGGACGAAAAAUUCAAUAUAUAGAUCAGGCUGGCAAGGAAAAGGAACUAGUGUUGUUUCUAGAGUACUAUUAAGAGCAAUGUCGUUCAGGUGCACAGUCGUACUAUUGGGCGCGUUAGUCACGCUGAGCUUAGCUGCUCCCCAGAACAAUUUCUCUGGUGGCGUCAAAUCGGACGUACUUCCUGUGAAAAGUGAUCGUGACAAGUAUGAAGUCGUUGCUCAGGAGUCUGUGAGGAAGAACGAAAGGAAUCUGCGAAAAGAUGACGACGAGUCCUUGGAGGAGAUUCAAGCCAAAUCGGCACACUAUUCGUACGAUUCAUCGAUCACGGACACGAUCAGUGAUCAAACCGUUCAACGGCAGGAAACGCGCGAAGGGCUAGCGCUGAAGGGAAUGUACGCGUACAGUGAUGGGUUCUACAAGCGUGAAGUGCAUUACGUGGCGGACGACAAAGGCUACCGAGUGGUUAAGGAGAUCUCCACCCCCAUUGGAGAUGGACCACAGGAGGAUCCCAAUGGAAAGGCUGACGUGUCAUCUUCGCUGUCCGGAUCGUACUCGAUCACGGCCGAUGAUAUUGCGCGACCCGCUUAUAAGAAGCAUCCGAAAAAGGUGUAAAUGCUAGUCAAGCUACAGAUAACUAAUUUUCAAGCUCAAUUUUAAACAUGCGCAAAAAAGUUUGUAAAACAAGAAGUAACAAUAUAAAAAGCUUGAAAAAGUAACCCAAAAUAGAGCAGGACUUAAUAUAUUAUCAAACAAGAACAGUAACAAUUCAAAAUUAAGUAUAAAUUUAGUUAGAAGUUUGUAGAAAAUAUUGAUUUUUUAAAAGAAAACAAACAUGAUAAUCGUUUGUUUUAGAAGCAUUGGCUUUUGAAAGACUUGACUGUUAUUUGAAGUCACAUCCUGCUCAUUUUUGAUAUUUUUCAAGCAAUGAAUAUGAAACUUAUUUGCAUAGUCAUAUUUAUCAUCGACUGAAGUAACAUGCUGUUAGGUAGCACUAGUGUUUUUAUGCCUUUUCACUCGUUAAAAAAGCUGUUCUAGUUGUUCUUGAAAGUCUGUUUUCUGUGGUUUAGUGUCUAUUUAUUUGUAAAAAGUUUGUAAAAUUCGUUCUCGAUCAAAUAAAGCUUAAGCUCGUACA